This is a messenger RNA of Pecten maximus, 2635 nucleotides long. RefSeq names its product centrosomal protein kizuna-like. Bases 18 to 2348 code for a protein of 776 amino acids. The record is from RefSeq and is a predicted model, not a curated record. Gene Ontology annotation, cellular component: centrosome. Lineage: Eukaryota; Metazoa; Mollusca; Bivalvia; Pectinida; Pectinidae. Gene Ontology annotation, biological process: spindle organization. The transcript has 16 exons.
GUAAUGUUUGUUUGAAUAUGGCGUCGUCAAAUGUUGAAUACUACCAACGUCAGAAAGAAUUGCAAAAUGUCAUCCAUGAACACGAAAGCAGGAGGGCAAAUCUUGAACAACAACUGAAAGUUCUAGCAAAGACAGACAAUCGCCUGGCAAAGUUGAGAGCUGCAAAAUUGAAGAGUUACUGGAAAAAAAUUUGUGAUGACCAGAAGCGAGCUCAGGAAAGAAAUGACCGCAUUGUUCAGGAGUUUGAAAGGAUUGACACUUUCCUUGCAGCAUCAACUGCAAGAACAGAGAAACUCCGACUACUCAAGAGACAGUAUGAGGAAUACAUAGAGAAAACCUACCCACUAUGGAUGGAACAGGUGCUUCAUCAUAGACAGCAGACUCAGCACUCCCCGACUCAUCGUGGACCUACACAACAGUACCAACAGGGACAACAGGGCUUCCCUCAUCACCAGUCCAUCAAUGCUGACUAUCAUGAAUCUCCUCCUCAAUCACACCCAGUUGUCGAGGGUAGGAUGGGACAACCUCCCACUGAGCCUCCUCGUGGGUACGCAGAUGUGUCUACCCCAGCCAAAAACACUUAUGAGCGGAGGAAUGAGGGGCCAGAGGAGAGGGAUUCAUACGGUCAUGUACUGACAUCUACACCAUUUAGAGGAGAUGGUCAAAAUACUGAAAAGCCAAAAUCCUCCUCCAUUUAUGCCAACAUAUCACAAGUAAUGCGAGAACCCACUGAUCAGGAGACAGUCCAACAUCAGAGCCAGCCCAGGGCUGCUCAACAACAGGCCUCACAUGUCCCUGCUGAAAGGGAGACAACUGUCCACCAACACCAGCUUUCUGACCAGGUAGCUGAUGUUAGCAUUAGUGAUGAUAUUGUGGAGGAAAUGAUACAGCAUCCCCAGCCUAUACAAAGUGUCCGGAUAGGUCAACAAGUACACAAACCACUGCCAGAAUCUCCAGAUGUAUCCCAGUCCCUGUCCGGACCAAUGGAGCCAAACCCAGGUGAUGAAGGCGGUGAUGAUGAAGUUAGUGAUUUUGGUGAUGAUGAUUUACCUUUAAGUACAAGUCAGACAGGACCAGAACUGCCUAAAAAGAUGGUCAGCCAGGACCAGGUGUCUCCUCCCAGUUCUCCCGACGCCACGCCUCGAGAUCCUCCAAUACAAACUGCUGUAACACAAGGAGACAACAGCUCUAGUCCUGGUACUCCAUCUCCUGAUAUGAAUUUAGAUGGACUGGUGCGACUGAUCAUUCAUGUACAGUCUGACUUUCCUGAUGCUUUAUCUCUCGAGGGGUACUAUCGAUCUCACCGUCCUUCAGCCUCAGACCGACAGGAUAUCAUGCAUAAAGCCAACAAGGGGAUCCCACUGUAUGACCAAGAUGCAGAGAAGAUAAGUAUGGUGCUGUUGGAACAGCUCCCUCUGGUGGUGAGGAAUGUAUCACCCAAGGGACUCCUACCGGACACCGUCCUUGCUGGCAAUGUAGAUAGCAUCACAGAAAUAAAGAUCAGAAUGGCUUUACCAGAAGCUGCCCAGCCCCUGUGGGACUGUUUGUUUGAUCAUCUUGCCCAGCUGGUGCGUAACAAAGUGAUGGUAACUAAGGAAGUGGCCGCUGUGUUUGUUCCGAGUAUGGUGGCUGACUACUCUCCAUACCAGGACAAGGCAUAUAAUCUGUUGAUCCGCCUCCUUGAGAAGUUUGAUGAGGACAGACAGGUAGAGGGUGAGGCCAUGACUCCCCGAGACACCAUGGACAGUAUGAGGAGCAGUCUGGGUGGAGUUGUAAUUGGUCCUGAGGGCAAAAUCCAAGUCCCACCACUCAAGUUCGGCAGUUUAGUGGAUAAACAAUUCGGUAGCGAUGAUGAGUCGACCACCAUGUUGACCCCGAGCGUCCCCACAGAUGCCCCUAAGGUACCCCUCAAUGAAACAGCAGCCUACCGGAACAUGCUAUCUGGGACCAUGUCAUCACAAAACAGACAACAUGUCCAUGUUGAUGAUGAGGAUACCGAUGAUGAUGUGGAAAAACAGUUUGCAUCAGCCCUGUCUCCUCGAGACCCUCCCAGCACUAUUCCACCUCCAAAACGUUUUGCUAACUCUAGUGACUCCAAACCUGACAAUCAGGCGGAGCCUCUUUCUGAUCUGAGCACUCCUACUCAGCCAAGCCCAGUGUAUGUUCCUACUGCGGUGCAGAAACAGAGUGUGAAGUCAGCUUUGGGUUCCACAGCCGGUUCAUCCAAGUCUUACAGGAAAGUUGGUAUUCAAUUCAGCUCUGACCUAGAUACUGACACAGAACCGGAGAUACCAAUGGGCAGGAAGAAUGAGGACGAAAAGGACGACUUCUAUGAGUUCUAUGAAUAGCAGUCGUUACUACAAACUACAGAUAAUUAGAUAUGUAAUAGUAUUAAUAGAUGUUUAUGCUCAUCUGCUCUCACUGCAGUAAUGUAUAAACAUGUCUACAGAUGUAAACAUAUGUAAAAAUUUAUUUAUUGUUCCAUAAUAUAUGUUACUUACUAAGAGCCAGAUAGUACAUUACCAUGUGUAAAUACUCCUGCAAAUCUUCUAACCUGCCAUAUGAUUAUGUGUUUUUCUGUGAUAUUUAAAAUAAGCAAAUAUAUUUAAGAAGUUAAAUAAAUGUAAGCAUUGGA